AUGGAUUAUUUGGAUCCUAAUGAAAAGGAAUACAAGAAAAAGAGGAUUGGUGCAAGUAUAGAACUGGGAACAACAAACUCCGGAUAUUGUUAUUCUUAUUACGAACAGUUUUGGUACGACCCUGUUGGAAGUAUCUCUCUAAAUACGUGGUAUUCGUCAGAACUUGCAACUUCAAGAACCGGCACAGAAAUUCUUUUAGAUAAAAACUUGAAAUGCAUAGCCUUUGGAUAUGACGCUGAAAUCUUGUAUUCACAAAGGGAUGCAGAGAAAAUUCAAGAAGAAUUCUACUUCUUUUCAAAAUUUAUUAAAGACCUGUCGGAAUAUUUUAAGAAGGAUAAAAUAACAUCAAAGCAUGUUCUUCGUGAUGUUCAUAAGCAGAAGCAGUUUGAUGCCAUGGAGAUUGUGGCUAAAGCGAUAGAAUAUAUGAUGGAAGAGAUUUUCAAAGACAUAAAAAAUAGUGGCUAUACAAAAGAAGAAAUCAGAAUGCACUGGGUUCUUACUGUAUCAUCAUUGUGGAACAACAAAGGAAAACAAUUUUUGUGUGACUGUGCAACAAAGGCUGGUAUAAGCCGACAGGCACUUUUAAUUGUGACGGAAGCUGAUGCAUUGGCGAUGUACAGUAGGUAUUCAGGUAUAUGGAAAUCGAACACUAAGGAUGUAUUUAAUUGUGGAACUAAAGUCAUGGUACUUGAUGUUGGAGGUAGUGUUAUGAAUGUGACAGUACAUGAGGUUGACUUUAAUGGAUCGCUUAAGUUACUGAAUGUUAAUCAGUCCAUUGACUGCGGUGGAAACGAUGUUGAUAAUAAGUUCAAGAAAUUGUUGAGCAUUAUCGCAGGAGAACAGAAACUUGGAGAGUACGAGAGAGAAUUCACAUCUGAUUAUCUUGAAAUUUUUAGGGCCUUUGAAAAUAGAAAAAGACAAGCUACAUCAGGGAGAAAAUCAGUACUAAUAAAGUUACCUUUAACUUUUAUGGAGUUUUGUAAAAGACAUAAUAGGGACAUGAACAAAUUUCUUGAACAGAAAUUUGGAAAUUCUGUAAGGUGUUAUCGAGAUAAUCUCAAAAUCGAAAAUACAGAAUUUGAAAAACUAUUCGAAGAUACUGUGAAGAAACUUGUAAAUGAAGCUGAAGAUAUUUACAUAAAAGAAUCGGACACUAAAUUAAUUUUGAUGGUUGGAGGCUUUUCAAAUUCAUACUUAUUACAGAAAAGGAUGGGUGACGCAUUCUCUAACAAAUGCCAUAUUUUGUUUGAGGACAAUCCAGAAGUUGCUGUAUUAAGAGGCUCUGUGCUGUAUUCACACCAACCCCAUGUGUACCAGAUGGUCGAAAAAGGUGUAAUUGUGUGAAAUUCAAGUCAUGUUUAAAUUCAACAAACAA
Molecule: messenger RNA, 1375 nt
Organism: Saccostrea echinata
Lineage: Eukaryota; Metazoa; Mollusca; Bivalvia; Ostreida; Ostreidae
Product: heat shock 70 kDa protein 12A-like
Exons: 5
Coding region: 1-1344 (447 amino acids)
Molecular function (GO): ATP binding; ATP-dependent protein folding chaperone
Source: RefSeq, a predicted model, not a curated record